UAAGAUAACCACCACGCGAGAAAACAUCGCUGUCGAGAAAACUGAGCAUAAAUCAGUGAAUUGAUUAAUUUUCAGCUAUUAUAUAUAUAAUAUAUAUAACAUCAGAUAUUGUAUUUGAAAAUGGGCAAUGCCGGGAAAUCUAAGGGAUCUGGGAAAAAAUCUAGUGACAGUCAUAAGAAUUACGGAAAACGAUUAAAAACUAAAAGAAGAACCAAGGAUGUCGACCAGAUCCAUGAAGAUAUGAAACCAGGAAAUAAAAAUAAAUUGUUAAAUCAACCGAUUGAUACUGAUUUACCGGGGGAGGGACAGAAUUAUUGCCUCCAUUGCGCGAGACACUUCAUCGACAUCACUGCACUGAAAAGUCAUUUUAAAACUAAAGUCCAUAAAAGGAGAUUGAAACAGUUGGCAACAGAGCCAUACACUCAGGAAGAAGCAGAAAGAGCUGCAGGAAUGGGAAACUACAUCACUCCUAAACGACUUAAAGUUGAAACUCAGUCUGUCCCUGAAGAAAUGGACGACAAAACUUGAAAAUAUGUUAAUUAUGAAUAGAAUUUUAUUAAUAUUUCUGGGGGUGAGAAGAGGCCUAUCAUAAAUUUGACUUAUUCUCUCUUGUGACUAUUCACUUAUUCAUGCUAAUGGUUUUAGCAUUUUUAAUCAAUGUUGGGGAGACUAGAGUCUAUUCAUCAAAAUAAAACGAGCCAGACUCAGCUAAUCACCAUUGAGAUUUAACCCAGUGAUUGACCCGACUUGAGAUCAGGAUGACCAGUGUCUUCAUCCCAAUACUGUUAAUUAGUGUUCUGGAUAUAGAAAAGCAGGUGUGCGAAGGACAGCAAAGUGUACAGAAAUCCUCUCUCCCAUGGUCAUUCCUGAAGAAGUCUCCGAGCUAAGGAGCUGGUUCAUAAUCACAGCGGCUCCGGAUCCAGCGCUUCACUUCAUGCCCAUCGGGAUUUUUAAGUGCGACCACAUCAUAAAAUUUCUGUCCAAAUGUACUUCCAUGGAAGCGGACUCAAAACUGUGAUAUUAAGGUGUCAAAUUUUAAAAUUAAAGUUCCAAAUAUAUAAAUUCAGCUUGAGAUUUUAAAUUAGUAUUAUGAAUUGAAAUUUAUGUGCUGAAAAGAAUACAUUUUAUUAUCUGUAUGACAUUAUAAAUGUUAAAAAAUGAUUAGAUGGUUUGGAGCUGUAGCCACUAAAAUUUCUGGGGGCUUCAGCAAAAUGUCACAUCUACGAUGUCAGCUCCCCAGCCCGAAUUAUGUCAUAGCUAACAUGCUCUCAUGUUUUAACUGAGCAUGUAUGAGCAUUUUCAAAAGUCUGUUGUGCAUAUGAACCCCCGAAGCUUAUCAAACAUACAAGAAUCGUGGCGAUUGACAAUGCAAUAAAUUAUAUAGAAAAGA
This is a messenger RNA of Styela clava, 1390 nucleotides long. RefSeq names its product zinc finger protein 593-like. Lineage: Eukaryota; Metazoa; Chordata; Ascidiacea; Stolidobranchia; Styelidae. The record is from RefSeq and is a predicted model, not a curated record.